Messenger RNA from Cimex lectularius (bed bug), 3633 nucleotides. RefSeq names its product zinc finger protein 629. Gene Ontology annotation, molecular function: DNA-binding transcription factor activity; RNA polymerase II cis-regulatory region sequence-specific DNA binding. Gene Ontology annotation, cellular component: nucleus. Gene Ontology annotation, biological process: regulation of transcription by RNA polymerase II. The coding region runs from base 596 to 3238 and encodes 880 amino acids. The transcript has 11 exons. The record is from RefSeq and is a predicted model, not a curated record. NCBI's taxonomy places the organism in Eukaryota, Metazoa, Arthropoda, Insecta, Hemiptera, Cimicidae.
UCCUUUCACUCUCUUUAUCCUAGACGUCCAAUAUCGUCAAAGUCGUCUGAUAGCAAUUCGUGGCCUAUUAAAACCUUAUUAAAAGAAUACGGUUAUAAAUUUUAUAUCUUGUGGAGAAAAUCGAAGUUUAUUUUAAGGAUUUGUAACAGCAAAAAAAAUUAAUUAUAUAAUCGUAGACAUAUUAAUAAAAAAAAAGAACAAAAAAUUAGUCGUUAGUUCGUUUUUAUUGUUUAUAUAAUCGGUCGAAAACUUGUGAUACAAAAUGGUUGUGAUAUUUUUCUAAGAAAAAGACUGGGCUUAAUUAUUACUAAUUAUUAUUACUGUAAAAAUAAUAAUUGCAAAGAAACGGACGUUAAGUUGAAGUGAAGGCGAACAGUUUUGGAGAUCUGCACUUCUCAACCAGACGACAUUACGAAGCUUCAACUCCCUUUGGAGUGAGCCGAGUAUGUGCUUGUGAUUAUCCUCCGGUGUGCCUGUGGUCUUGUGCGUCUUACGCCGUAGGGUAGCAGCCCCGUCCUUCGCGAUCCGAGGACACUUGACCGGCCUCAAGAUUAUCUCGACACCGUUGGACUUACGCUCCUCUUCGGGGGACCAGAUGUCGGCGGAUAUCCAACAGGCGGUCCUCAUCCAAAGGCCCGUCUUCAAGAUGAAUCCGGCGGCCGACUUCUGGCAGAGGGGACCGCCUUCGGCGAGCCCCCAGCUCAGCCCGGACACGCAGCAGCAGAACGGGCAACAGGAUUACGCGACGACUGUGACCCCGGCGACCACCACCACGGGGACGCAGCCUCAGCCGCAGGACCAGCUCCUCCAGAGGCAGUCCCCCGAGUGCCAGAAUCAACAGCAGCAACAGCCCCAGCCCCAACCGCAACAGCAGACGCAGCAGCAAUCCCAACAGACUCAGUCCUCCGUCGGUUCGCCUCACGAGCCGGCACAACACACCUCGCCGCCGAUCGUCCGAUCCCCACAAAACCACUUACAACAACAACAACAAUUACACCAACAACAAUUACAGCAGCAACACCAGCUCCAGGGGGUCCAGCAGAACCCGCAGGAGCUGCCGCAAGACCUCCAAGUCGCAUGUGUCAGCCCCUCGUUACAGCUCCCCGACCCGAAAGCCAUGACAGAGAAGUUAGUGAGCGAAUUACAGAAUCGGUCUGGGGUGAUAUCCGACCGGACUUUGGAAGAAUGCUGGAACGCCCUUCAAAGAAUAUUCAUGCGGAAGUCUGCGAUGCAGAUGCAUGCCCGGGAGUUGCAGCGGCCUCCGGAAGUGAAUAAACCCCACCAAUGCCAGCAGUGCCUCAAGUCUUUCUCGUCCAACCACCAGCUGGUCCAGCACAUAAGAGUCCACACUGGAGAGAAGCCGUACAAGUGUUCCUACUGCGAAAGGCGAUUCAAGCAGCUGUCACACGUCCAGCAGCAUACGAGGCUUCACACCGGAGAGAGGCCGUACCGGUGCCACUUGGCCGAGUGUGGCCGCGCCUUCAUCCAGCUGUCGAACCUGCAGCAGCACCUGAGGAACCACGACGCGCAGGUGGAGCGGGCCAAGAACCGGCCGUUCCACUGCACCAUCUGCGGUAAGGGGUUCGCGACGGAAAGCAGCCUCAGGACACAUACCACCAAGUGUCAACAAAGCCCAAGAACUGGUUGGGGUGAUGCGCAUUGUUUCUGGCCCUUCUCAGGCAAUCACAGGGACAUCGCGGAAGCUGAGCUGCGUGUGGAUGUGUUGCAGCAACAUGCAGCACUGAUAGGAGGCCCCAACACGACCUCGUGCCCGGUCUGUCACAAGAUUUUCCUUGGGACAGAGGCGCUGAUGGAUCACAUGAAGCAUUCGCACAAAGACCCCAACAACCCGACCGGACCAGUCACAGGCGCGGUGGGUUAUGGCGACAUGACGGUGAGCCCGUAUAUCGCGAAACGAAGGACGGCGAAUCACCCUUGCCCUGUCUGCGGAAAGCACUACGUGAACGAGGGCUCGCUGAGGAAACACUUGGCCUGCCACCCGGAGACUGCACAGUUUGCCACCUCCCUCAGGAUGUGGCCGUGUUCGGUCUGUCAGUCGGUCUUUACCCACGAAUCAGGUCUUUUGACUCACAUGGAGCAUAUGCGGAUGGAUCCCAAGCAUCAGUUCGCAGCUCAAUACGUCCUGUCGCGUGCGGCUGCAGAAAGGAGAGAAAGAGAGAGCCUGAUCGCCGCAGCGGCAGCCGGAGGACUCAACCUGGCUCUCACGGGAGCAGGCGUCCAGGCGGGAACUGGUCCCGGAGGACCAGGCGGUCAGCAAGGAGUUCCCAACCAGCAGCCGGGAUCGCCGUCGGCAGCGUCCGACAGCUCAUCCCAAGGUGGUGAAGGGAGACUGAGCUCGGCGGGAUCCGACACCGCCCCUAAUUCCACCUCACUCCUCCUGCAUAACAACAACAACAAUAAUAACACCGCAACCGCCAAACUCGCAGAGCUCAUGGCAGCGAGAUCAGCUGCAAAUUUACUAUGUUCAGGGCUAGUCGAGGCCGGAGGGAGUAAUGGACAUCCUUUCCUAAAUCAAGCUGCGAGUCAGUACAGUCCGGACGACCUCCAGCGUGCCGCAAACGCGCUGAUAGCCGUCGGCCAGCAGCAAGCGGCGGCCGCAGCUGCCGCGGCAAUGGGCUCUGCUGACAGCACCAGCCCCGCCGCGUCCGUCGUUCAAGUGGCCGCUGCCAAUUUCGCAGCCGCCGCAAUGCGAAUGAGCUCGGCGUCUCAACUGCAACAAAACCAACAAGUGCACAGUAACGGACAGGUGGGUUCCAAUGCGGACAGCAUGUCCUCGGCGAUGCAGCUGAUGAACGCGGCCGUACGAGCGUCGAUGACGUCCAUGGUCAUGGAGAACAACCACCAACUGCAAUCGCCUCAAGAGUCGCCGGCGGCGCUGAGGAUGCAGGAAGUCAUACUAAGGUCUCAGGCGGAAGCGGCAAUCCGGCUGGCUGUGACCCAGGCGGUAGUCGCGUCCACCUCCUCCGACAACGGGAUGCGAGGAGGUAACGGAAACGGAAACGCAGGGACUGGGAACGGGAGCCAGGGUAACCAAGGCGGCCAGAACACACCCGCCCCAACCCCUCAGUACCACCACACGGGGCAAGUCUCCCCUGACCUGACGGAGGCCCUCAGGCUCCAGGAACAGAGACUUGAACAGGCCUUAAGACUCCAUGGCGAUCCCAGAGCGUUAGGCUUCUCACUCUCAAACCCACCUCAACAUCAUAUUAACCCAUGAGGGUUCUCCUAUUUCUGAACUAGCUCUCUAACUGUAUAGUUAUUAUAUAUUUAGCCAAUAUUGUACAAAAAUGAACUAAUUGUUGUAUAUAUAUAAGUAUUAAGUCGGUGUGGACUGCUUUUUGCUGAAUGACCUGUUGGCGGGUGUAUUAUAAAUUCAAAUCCUCUAUUUGGGCAUUAUUAAUCAUUAAGGGUAUUUUAUAUUAUUGUGUAAAACUUAUGGAAUUUAUGGCUAGUUGGAUAUUAUUGUGGUUCAGGUAAUAAUGUAGAAAUUUUGACGGAUUGGUUUUUUUUUAAUAUAUAUACAUAUAUAUAAAGUGACGUUCCGGCUAGCUUGCCCCGUUCAACAGAAGCGGUCCACACCCAGGCCCCUUUCACUCCCCUGAAAAAAAAAAA